AUGGCUGCCAGGAAUGCUGCCCAAAGAGUCUCCGUUUCAGCGGAUGAUGCGAGCCAACUAGUUGCCACUGAGCAGGCUAGGAAACGACGUCAGGCGAAUCACUCGCUCCAGCGGUCUGCUUGGGGAAAGCCUCAAGUUUUAGGCACAGCCCGGGCCGCGAAUGAGACAGAAAAGGCAAUGAAGCGAAUUAGGGUAAAAAUGCUUCUGCUGUUUGACUAA
Messenger RNA from Eimeria necatrix, 219 nucleotides. RefSeq lists its product as hypothetical. Bases 1 to 219 code for a protein of 72 amino acids. The record is from RefSeq and is a predicted model, not a curated record. NCBI's taxonomy places the organism in Eukaryota, Apicomplexa, Conoidasida, Eucoccidiorida, Eimeriidae. The transcript is spliced from 2 exons.